Molecule: messenger RNA, 3496 nt
Organism: Blastomyces gilchristii SLH14081
Lineage: Eukaryota; Fungi; Ascomycota; Eurotiomycetes; Onygenales; Ajellomycetaceae
Product: phosphoribosylamidoimidazole- succinocarboxamidesynthase
Exons: 3
Coding region: 330-2057 (575 amino acids)
Biological process (GO): 'de novo' IMP biosynthetic process
Molecular function (GO): metal ion binding; phosphoribosylaminoimidazole carboxylase activity; ATP binding
Source: RefSeq, a predicted model, not a curated record
GCCAAGUUGGAGUGCAAACCAAUGACGUAGCUAGCUACACACAUGGAACGCCAAUUCAGCUAUCGCGAAAUAAAAUCAAGAUCAUUUCUGCUCGAGAUGCGCCCACUGACUGUAUGAUUCAAGAUGCUUGAAUCAGGAACUUUCUGAUCUUCCAAAGUUUCGCCCGCUGUCUUUCGCGGGGCAGGGAACAUAGAUUUUCCGCCAUUGCGGGCAAAGAUAUUCUCUCGGAGGGGUCAGACUGAGUCCCUGCUCUAAAAAAUAUCUACCGUUUCACUCCCACUCCAACAACUACAACCGCUUAACGCCCUUACCACGCGGAAACCUUUGCAAUGCUGGCAUCUCGCAAUGUCGGUGUCCUUGGUGGUGGCCAAUUGGGCAGAAUGCUCAUGGAGGCCGCAAACCGCCUCAAUAUCCAGAUGACCAUUCUAGACGCUGACAACGCUCCCGCAAAACAAAUCAGCGCCCACAGCGGACAUAUCACCGGCUCUUUUGCUGACAGCGCAUCGGUGCGCAAACUAGCAGACUCAUGUGACGUUAUUACUGCAGAGAUUGAACAUGUGGAUACCUAUGCGCUUGAGGAAGUGGAGGGACAAGUGGAAGUCCAACCAAGUUGGCAGAGCAUUCGAAUUAUCCAGGAUAAAUUUGCGCAGAAAGAACAUCUGUCGCGCUAUGGCAUCCCAAUGGCAGAGUAUAAGGAACUGAAGUCCAAUACCGUGGAGGAGUUGGAGGCAAUUGGGCAAGAGCUGGGUUACCCGCUUAUGCUUAAGUCAAAAACACUGGCUUACGAUGGACGGGGAAAUUAUACUGUUAAGUCAAAGGCCUCAGUGCCGGCGGCCUUGGAAGCUCUAAAAGACCGACCACUAUACGCUGAAAAGUGGGCAAGCUUUAGAAUGGAACUGGCUGUCAUGGUUGUUAAAACUAAAGACGGCGUUCUCUCCUAUCCCACCGUUGAAACCGUCCAGGAAGAUUCAAUAUGCAAGCUCGUAUAUGCCCCAUCCAGGGGUGUCUCAGAAGCUAUUGACAAAAAAGCCCAGGAGCUGGCAAGGAACGCAGUCGCGGUGUUUGAAGGCAAAGGCGUAUUUGGCGUCGAAAUGUUCCUCUUAGAAGAUGAUUCUCUCCUGCUAUGUGAACUUGCCAGCCGCAUCCAUAACUCAGGGCACUAUACCAUCGAAGCCUGCCCCAUCUCCCAAUUCGAAGCACACUUAAGAGCGAUCCUCGACCUCCCCAUACCUCAACAAAGCCUCGAAAUCCGCCAACCGGCAAUAAUGGUAAAUAUCCUAGGAGGUUCAACACCAGACUCACAUCUCAAAGUCGCUGAACGAGCCCUCUCAAUCCCCAAUGCUAGCAUCCAUCUCUACAGCAAAGGUGCCGCCCGCCCAGGGAGGAAGAUGGGACACAUUACCAUCACCGCGCGUACAAUGAAGGAAGCAGAGUCGCUCGUCCAACCGCUCCUCGGCCCUACGGACACUAUCAUCGCUAUAUCUACCGCGCCCAUCCUUUACCAUCCACCUAGUACGGUCGGUGCUCGACCUAAACCCACCAUUGGGGUAGUGAUGGGUUCUGACAGCGAUCUCAAAACGCUGAUACCCGGCCUUAACCUUCUAAAGUACACGUUCGGCAUCGAUCCCGAGGUUGACAUUACCUCCGCCCACCGUACACCUGACUAUAUGGCCGAGUACGCCUCCGCCGCUGCCUCGCGAGGCAUCAAGGUAAUCAUUGCUGCGGCAGGAGGCGCAGCGCAUCUUCCUGGCAUGGCGGCUGCCCACACCUCGCUGCCCGUUAUCGGAGUUCCAGUCAAAGGGAGCUCGCUAGACGGUGUUGAUAGUUUGUAUAGCAUUGUGCAAAUGCCAAGAGGCGUUCCCGUUGCAACUGUGGGGAUUAAUAAUAGUAUCAACGCGGCGCUUCUUGCAGCGCGGAUACUAGGUGCAUUUGAUGGACAAUUACGGAAGAAAGUAGAGGAGUAUGCGAAAAAUGCCAAGGUGGAGAAUCUGGAUAUUAAGGGGGCCAAGAUGAGGGAAAUCGGGUGGGAGAAGUAUUUUGAGCAGAUGGCGAAAUGAAUGAAACCAUGAAAAGACGUAUUUUUUAAGUCCUAAUGAAUUGGCAUUUUAUAUUUCGAACUUUUUAAGAUAGACUCUGAUUGGAGUUGCUAGAUUUAGACAAAAUGAAGUUCACUGCGAACGCUCUUUCAACCCCACCGCACGUGUCCUUCUGGUGACCGAGCAGGAGACACGCUGGCCUGUAUCCUGACUAUUGCAAGUUAUUGCAAGAUUCUAUACACAUGACUAUGAAGAGUGCAGCAAGCAGUAUUUUAGAUACCCAAAUUCCUUAAGACUAGGACAAAACGUUGUUCAUUUGGAUUCCGAUGUAUGUCAUGGGCGCGGGAGCAGUACGGAGUACUAGAUACGGAUGCAGCAUAUUUUGAAGGAACGUAGAGGCAGAUGAUCGAAGAAUACCUCGUUAAUACAGUCUGACUGAAGACCUUGAUCCAGCCAGUGUUCACGAGUGCUUCUUUGCGCCCAAGUCUAAUAAAACCGCCACCGACGACUAUCAGGGAGGAUAUACCAGCACGAGACCGCACCACCCCACACCUGAUCGUUCAAGCCCCUAACUCCUUCAUUCGCCCCUAUCACAUGGUCAUUGUUUCGCAAGGGAUGCUAUACUCGCGAUUUUAUUUUAUUUUAUUGAGGGGACGUAGAGCGCCUGCAUCACUCUUAGAAGUCUACUUCUUAAUGGCAGCUGUGUCCCCAUUUUAUUUAUGGCUUCCGCUUACCGCAGCUUGAGGGAUGGCCAAUCAGCUGCUUCCAUUUUCGAUUCUAGCUUAUGUACAAAAGAAUUAAUAGGUAUUAUUCGAGGGAGGGGAUAAACCAGCUAUGGUCCAUCGGAUGGCCCAAAGGCUUUAACUGUAAAGCGGAGAAAGAAAAUGCAAAGUGAAAAGGUGACGCAUAAAAAGGAAGACAUUGAAGGAAAGAGAGCGAACGUUGUUGCAUACGUAUAUCUGUGGAAUAGAGGGUGACAGAAAUUGCGCCUUGGAGCUGGAGCAAGUUGGAAAGAGGGAAGGGGGGGGGAAGGAUAGGAGAUGAGCGAAGUGCUAGUAUUAAAACGAGUUAUAUAGGGGUGAGAAAGAAUGAAUGAAAUGGUGGGGGUCUUGAAAAGAAAUUAAAUGACUGGAAUGGGUUUAAAUGGAACCGGAGGGCGAGGAAAAAAAAAAAAAAAAAGACCGUGAACAAAAUUGGGAAGGGGCCUUCAACGACGGGAUGGGAUGGGGUAUAUGGUAUGCUAUGUGUGUAUGUACGACGCAGCGUGAGGCAUUGACUGGUUUAAAAUAAUAAAAGUAGCUGGGCAGAAAAGUAAAAAACCCAAGCACAAAACAAAGAAUGAAAGAAAGGACGAAGAAUCAGAAAAUGGAAGCAGAAACUGUACCCUAUAAUAUCUUGGUGCAAGCUGUUGGGAGGAAAUGGAAUGGAAAAGGCAAGGGUAGUCUGCACGCCGAUGGAAA